This is a messenger RNA of Tigriopus californicus, 1007 nucleotides long. RefSeq names its product THO complex subunit 3-like (gene tex). NCBI's taxonomy places the organism in Eukaryota, Metazoa, Arthropoda, Copepoda, Harpacticoida, Harpacticidae. Gene Ontology annotation, cellular component: THO complex part of transcription export complex. The coding region runs from base 1 to 975 and encodes 324 amino acids. Gene Ontology annotation, biological process: mRNA export from nucleus. Gene Ontology annotation, molecular function: protein binding. The record is from RefSeq and is a predicted model, not a curated record. The transcript has a single exon.
AUGGUGAUAAGUUCGAGCCAGGAUGUGACUGACUUGCAGAACAAGUUCAAGAAGAACUUCAAGACUCGCGAAUACAAUUCGCACGCUCACAAAGUCCAUUCCGUGGAUUGGAACUGCGAUGGCCGACGAUUGGCGUCCGGCUCUUACGAUAAAACAGUGUGUGUCUUCGCCCUGGGCACGGAUCGAUUGAACAAGGAAAAUACAUUCCGAGGCCAUAACGAUAGUGUGGACCAGUUGUGUUGGCAUCCCACCAAUCCGGAGCUCUUGGCCACCGCCUCUGGGGACAAAACCGUUCGAAUUUGGGAUGCUCGCACGGCCAAAUGUUGCAGCAACAUUCCCACCAAAGGCGAGAACAUCAACAUCGCUUGGUCGCCCGAUGGUAAAUCCAUCGCCGUGGGCAACAAGGAAGAUUUGGUCACCUUCAUCGACGUCAAAGGACAGAAGAUCCGUCUGGAAGAACAGUUCAAGUACGAAGUGAACGAGCUCAAGUGGAACAACACCGGGGACCUUUUCUUCUUGACCAAUGGCCAUGGGUGCGUGAAUGUUUAUGGCUAUCCGGACUUGGAACUUCUCAACGUUCUUCCGGCACAUCCGGGGAAUUGUAUCUGCAUCGAAUUCGACCCUCAGGGCAAAUACUUUGCUGUGGGGUGUGCCGAUGCCUUGGUGUCUCUGUGGGAUGUCGAUCAACUUGCUUGUGUGCGCACAUUUAGCCGCUUGGAAUGGCCCGUACGGGCGAUAUCGUUCAGCUACGACGGAAAGCUCUUGGCCUCGGCCUCCGAAGACACCGUCAUUGAUAUUGCUCACGUGGAAACGGGUGAGAAAAUACAUGCCAUUCCGGUCACAGCGCCCACUUUCACCAUUGCUUGGCAUCCCAAACGAUAUCUGUUAGCUUAUGCUUGCGACGAUAAAGAGAAGUAUGAGCGGGAUCGCGAUACCGGCUCCUUAAAAGUGUGGGGAUUCCCGCCCGAUGAAUAAGUAUUAUGAAUAAAACCCAUUGAAGCCGUUCA